CAUAAAUAUUUUCUUUCCCAUUCACUUUGGGGGGAGUCUGCGACCUGGCAGCUCUGCAUACUCUCUUCUCCUUCCUCUCUGCAACCCUCCAUUCCAUUCCCUCUCCUCUUUCUCUCUCUAAACUCUUCCUAAAUUCUGUCCCACCAUUUUCCCAAUCCAAUUUCCCCCUGAUUAGCCUUCCCUUUCUGGGCCUUGUAGCUGCGGGGGAUUGAAAGAUUGAUCCCAACAUUGUAACCCCAAUGCCUAAUUCUCCUCUCCCCCAUUCCUCCUCAAUGAUUAAUUCGAUUGAUUGAUGCAAAAUCUCAAUCGCGUUCUCUGUUCCCCGCAUCCCCCAAAUCCGAAUCCGGUGGAAGAAGGAAACCCAUCUGGCGGAUUGAAAAGAAAUUCCCAAAUCCAUACAAGCUGAGGCGAAUCGGGAGCAAUCAUUUGGGAAUGACGAUGAAAGGGAACCAGAAAGAUCCGGAGAAGAUCAUCUGGGAUCAGAUGCGGAACCCAAACUCCAUCGCCGCUCCCGGUUCCCCAGCUCGGAUCCUCCCCAAGCUCAUGGUAUGGCUUCUCCUCUUCGUCACCGUCACCUACGUUUUCUACACCCUCAAGCUCCUCUCCACUUCCCAAGCCUGCGACGACGACCCCUUCUCCCACCACCACCGCCUCUCCCACGUUUCCCUCAGCGGCAACCACUCCUCCUCCGACGAUGCGGGCACGGGAAUCGCUCUCCCGCGGCGGGAGAUCGAGGAGGUGCCGGAGAAGCAGGGGACGGGUCUUCAGCACGUGGUGUUCGGCAUCGCGGCGUCGGCGAAGCUCUGGGAGAAGAGGAAGGAGUACAUCAAGAUUUGGUACAAGGCCGACAGAAUGAGAGGGGUCGUUUGGCUGGACGAGGAGGUGAAAACCAAGGAGGAGGACGAAGGGGUCCUGCCGCCGAUCAAAAUCUCCGGGGACACCUCGAAGUUCGUGUACAGGAACAAGCAGGGCCACCGGUCCGCGAUUCGGAUCUCGCGGAUCGUCUCCGAGACGCUCCGCCUCGGGAUGGAGGACGUGCGGUGGUUCGUGAUGGGCGACGACGACACCGUUUUCGUCACCGAGAACCUGAUCCGGAUCUUGCGCAAGUACGACCACACCCAGUACUACUACAUCGGCAGCUUAUCGGAAUCCCACCUGCAGAACAUCUAUUUCUCCUACGGGAUGGCCUACGGCGGCGGCGGGUUCGCCAUCAGCUACCCGCUCGCCAAAGCCCUCGAGAAGAUUCAGGACCGGUGUAUUCAAAGGUACCCGGGAUUGUACGGCUCCGACGACAGAAUGCAGGCAUGUAUGGCGGAGCUCGGCGUUCCCCUAACCAAAGAAGUCGGGUUCCACCAGUAUGAUGUGUACGGCAAUCUGUUCGGCCUCUUAGCAUCACACCCGGUGGCGCCGUUAGUCUCACUGCACCACCUCGACGUGGUGGAGCCAAUCUUCCCGAACGUGACGCGUGUUGAGGCCCUACAGCGCCUUGCGGUGCCGAUGAAGAUGGACUCGGCAGGGCUGAUUCAGCAGUCUAUCUGCUACGACAAGUCACGGAGCUGGACUGUCUCGGUGUCCUGGGGUUUCGCGGUGCAAAUCUUCAGGGGAGUUUUCUCCCCACGAGAGGUCGAAAUGCCUUCCAGAACGUUCCUCAAUUGGUACAAGAGGGCCGACUACACGGCCUACGCGUUCAACACCCGCCCCGUCGCCAGGAACCCUUGCCAGAAGCCGUUCGUGUUUUACCUCUCCAAGGCAAGGUCGAUGACCUCGCUGAACACGACGGUGAGCGAGUAUAUACGGCAUCGUGUCCCCCACCCUAAUUGCAAGUGGAAGAUGGCUGAUCCAAGCAGUAUAAACAUGGCGGUGGUGUACAAGAGGCCCGAUCCUCAGUUGUGGAGCAGGUCUCCAAGAAGGAACUGUUGCAGGGUAAUGAGCACAAAGAAGAAAGGAACGAUUACUAUCGACGUCGGGAUGUGUAGGGAUGGUGAGAUCAGUGAGAUAUAGCAGAAGUACUCGUGACUGGGUUUGAACUGAACUCCUGGGGAAGAAGCUGCUGCCUGCCACUCUUCCUUCUCCUAGUAUGAUGUUUCUUAUUCGUCCAUUGAAAGUUCAGUGUUAGUUCAUUAAUUUAUUGAUGAGGGCGCCCAUAAUUUUUGUAAUUGUCGAUCCAAGGUAGGCUACUCAGUGCUCAAUUUAGAGACUAGAGAGAAGAAAAAUGGCCAAAAAAGGAAGUGUUGAUUAGAAGAAAUUGAUGUAUAAAGUCGUAGUUUUAUGUCUUAAUUCAUAAAAUUUUGUCAAUCCAGAAAAUGAGAUGGGUAAAAUGAAAAGGUAUCUUCUUCAGAUUGCACAUGUUUGAUUUCAGAUAUCUAAAUAUGAGUAUACAGGUAC
Messenger RNA from Linum tenue, 2385 nucleotides. Lineage: Eukaryota; Viridiplantae; Streptophyta; Magnoliopsida; Malpighiales; Linaceae. The record is from the annotation of a GenBank genome assembly.